AUGGCUAAACGCACCUUUUCUUCCUUGGAGAUAUUCCUGAUUUUCCUCCUUGUGAUGAUGACGGCUAUCACAGUGGCCCUUCUCAGCCUCUUGUUUAUCACCAGUGGGACCAUCGAAAACCACAAAGAUUCAGGAAUUCAUGGUUUCUUAACGACCCUGGAUCCCAUAGAUACUCAAACAUCUCCUAGUAUUAGUACCUCGGAGCCUCCUGUAUUUCAGAACUUCAGUGGCUACCAUAUAGGUGUUGGGCGAGCUGACUGCACAGGACAAGUAUCAGAUGUUAUUUUGAUGGGCUAUAGCAAAAGUGGCCAGUUUGCACGGGGGCUCCUCACAAGGCUGUAUAGUCGGGCUUUCAUCGUGGCAGAACCCGAUGGAUCAAAUCGAAUUGUGUUUGUCAGUGUUGAAUUAGGCAUGAUAUCACAGCGACUCAGUCUAGAGGUCCUGAAAAGAUUGAAGAGUAAAUAUGGGUCCCUGUACAGAAGAGAUAACGUUAUCCUGAGUGCUACUCACACACACUCGGGUCCAAGUGGCUUUUUCCAGUACACCCUGUUUCUCAUAGCCAGUGAAGGAUUUAGCAAUCGAACCUUUGAGUACAUUGUUACUGGUAUCGUGAAGAGCAUUGAGAUAGCACACACAAAUAUGAAACCUGGAAAAAUUUUUAUUAAUAAAGGCAAUGUUGCUGGUGUGCACAUCAACCGAAGCCCUACUUCUUACCUUCUGAAUCCACAGUCUGAGCGAAUAAGGUAUUCUUCAAACACAGACAAGGAAAUGAUACUCUUGAAAAUGGUAGAUCUAAAUGGACACGAUUUGGGCCUUAUCAGCUGGUUUCCCAUCCAUCCAGUCAGCAUGAACAACACUAACCACCUAGUAAACAGUGACAACAUGGGCUACGCAGCUUACCUUUAUGAGCAAGAGAAGAACACAGGAUAUCUACCUGGACAAGGACCAUUUGUUGCAGCCUUUGCUUCAUCAAACUUAGGAGAUGUGUCUUCCAACAUUGCUGGGCCCCACUGUAUCAACACAGGAGAGCCUUGUGAAAAUGCCCACAACACUUGUCCUAUUGGCGGGCCCAGCAAGUGCAUGGCUCAGGGACCUGGAAAAGACAUGCUUGAAAGUACACAGAUAAUAGGGCGGGCCAUUUACCAGAGAGCAAAGGAACUCUACACCGCUGCCUUCAAAGAGGUGACGGGACCGGUGGCUGCUGCUCACCAGUGGGUGAACAUGACAGAUGUGAGCAUCCAGCUCAAUUCCACACACACAGUGAAGACAUGUAAACCAGCCUUGGGCUACAGUUUUGCAGCUGGCACCAUGGAUGGAGUCUCAGGCCUCAAUAUUACACAGGGAACAUUGCAAAGCGAUCCAUUUUGGGAACUGCUUCGGGACGAGGUCUUGGGCAUACCAUCUGUUGAAUUAAGAGAAUGUCAUAAGCCAAAGCCAAUCCUUAUUCACACUGGAGAGCUAUCCAUCCCUCAUCCCUGGCAUCCAGAUAUUGUUGAUGUUCAGAUAAUUACUAUUGGGUUCUUGGCCAUAGCUGCUGUUCCUGGGGAAUUUACAACUAUGUCUGGACGAAGACUUCGAGAGGCAGUUAAAGCAGAAUUUGCAUCUCAUAGGAUGAAGGACAUGACUGUUGUGAUUUCAGGCCUGUGUAAUGGGUAUACACAUUAUAUUGCCACUUAUGAAGAAUACCAGGCUCAGCGGUAUGAGGCAGCAUCUACAAUUUUUGGGCCUCACACUUUGUCUGCCUAUCUCCAGCUCUAUAAAGCCCUGGCUAAGGCUAUUGCUACGGACACAGUAGCCAACAUGAGCAGUGGCCCAGAGCCUCCAUUUUUCAAAGAACUAAUAAGUCAAUUAAUUCCUAAUACAGUGGAUAGAAAACCAAUAGGCAAAAAGUUUGGAGAUGUCCUGCAGCCAGCAAAACUUGCAUACAGAGUGGGAGAAGUUGUUGAAGUUGUAUUUGUAGGUGCCAACCCAAAGAAUUCAGCAGAGAACAGGACCCACGAGACCUUUCUCACUGUAGAGAAAUAUGAAGACAGUACUUCAGCCUGGCACAUACUGUAUAAUGAUGCCUCCUGGGAGACACGGUUUUACUGGCACAAGGGAAUACUGGGUCGGAGUAAUGCAACAAUAGAAUGGCAUAUUCCAGACACUGCCCAACCUGGAAUCUAUAGGAUAAGAUAUUUUGGACACAACCGAAAGCAGGAAAUUCUGAAGCCUGCAGUCCUACUUGCAUUUGAAGGCACCUCUCCUUCUUUUGAAGUUACAACAACUUAA
This is a messenger RNA of Perognathus longimembris pacificus (Pacific pocket mouse), 2271 nucleotides long. Its product is annotated as neutral ceramidase-like. Gene Ontology annotation, cellular component: extracellular region. The coding region runs from base 1 to 2271 and encodes 756 amino acids. Gene Ontology annotation, biological process: ceramide catabolic process; sphingosine biosynthetic process; long-chain fatty acid biosynthetic process. The record is from RefSeq and is a predicted model, not a curated record. The transcript is spliced from 20 exons. NCBI's taxonomy places the organism in Eukaryota, Metazoa, Chordata, Mammalia, Rodentia, Heteromyidae. Gene Ontology annotation, molecular function: N-acylsphingosine amidohydrolase activity.